UAUCACCAGGAACUCUGGCAUCGCAGCAGCAUGGCCUCCAGCGGCUCGGCUUACCCGGAGGCUGUUGGUUGCAGCUGUUGGUUGCAGCUGUUGCAAAGUUCACGGCAAUUCACGAGGAGAAUUUGUGGGAGACAGGCCGAAGCUGCUGUGCCAAUAGACCCUGAGGUGCCAAUGUUUGGGGUGUCGAGAUAUCACCAGGAACUCUGGCAUGGCAGCAUGGCCUCCAGCGGUUCGGCUUACCCGGAGGCUGCUGGUUGCAGCUGUUGGUUGCAGCUGUUGCAAAGUUCACGGCAAUUCACGAGGAGAAUCAUCCUCGUAUGGUGCGAGCACAUCCAUCAGGCGGCCGAGGAGGGCAACGUGGGUGCCGUGAGGCACUUCCUCCGCGUCGACCCCGAGAGCCUGGAGAGGAAGGAUUACAUGGGCCGGACGGCGCUGCAUUGGGCGGCUGAGGAAGGCCAUGCCGCCGUGGUGGAGCAGCUGAUCUCUGCGGGGGCCACGGUGGAUGCGGCCGGUUGGAAUGGCCGUGGCCGGACGGCGCUGCAUUGGGCGGCUGAGGAAGGCCAUGCCGCCGUGGUGGAGCAGCUGAUUUCUGCGGGGGCCACGGUGGAUGCGGCCGGUUGGAAUGGCCGUGGCCCCGGAAGGGUUUUCGGGUCGUUUUGGGAGUGGCUGUGGCGAGGUGACGGAAGGGUCGUACAUUGGCAGGGGAUUUUCGUUCUUUGCUUUGGGAUGUUGAGUGGUAUUCGUUCGUGUUGUGUAAGGAUCCACUUUUGUGAGUGGAUGGGCCUGUUGCAAUUCGGGUAUAAAAGACUAGACAUGGGGGAGAUGAGUGGAAGGCACGUGGUCACAAAUGUUCAUUGGAUUUGGAACUUUUGA
Molecule: messenger RNA, 873 nt
Organism: Cladocopium goreaui
Lineage: Eukaryota; Dinophyceae; Suessiales; Symbiodiniaceae
Source: the annotation of a GenBank genome assembly